AUGACAGCAGCCCCCUUGAUUGCAUACUCCAUGAUGGAAAUCCCAGCCGCGGGUGAUUCUAUGGAGAUGGCCUCGCCCUACCAGGGGCAGGCUGACGAUUUUGACAUCGACAUCGACCUCAUGGAGGACAAUGUCUCGAAUAUGGACAGUGAUAUGAUGGGUGCAGAUGAAUUUACAACUACUUCUCAGCCUAACGAACUCGACAAUGACGCGAUCUACGAUGCCGACAUGGCCGAUGAACCCUCCGAAGGGUCGAUGAUCGACGCUGACAACUACGCCGAUGAAAACAACGACAUUGACGUGCAGUUUGAGGAAGAGCCAUACGAAGAAGAAAUGAUUGAAACUGAUCAGGCCGAAGACGUCAAUAUUACCGCCCCCGUCAUUCAUCUUGAACCUGCGGACAGCAAUGAAGACGCUGCCAGCGCCAUUAACAAGGAUGCCACAAUCACACCCGUGGAACCUCUCGAAGCAGCACCUCAAAGCUCGAGUGGCUCUGUCGAACUUGCCCCCGUUCAAGACGAAGCCCAGGCUCCCGGCCUUGAGGCCGAGACUCAGGCUCAGCGGAGCACGGCUGCUGAUGACCCUGCUGAGGAACCAUCCGAGAACGUCAUCAGCCCCGAAACCGGCGAUCAUCACGUAAAUACAGAUGUUGGUGAAGAGGCUAACAAGAUAUCACAACCUUCUGUGUCAGAGACUGAGGUACCCGAAGUUCCCAACGACAGCCUAGAGACCAGUGAAAUCAAACCUUCUGCCGAAGAUUCCCACGUUGAUGCCGCUGCGCACCCAGAGGCGCAGGCUGUGUCUGAGGGGAAUCACCAAGUUGCGGAUGAGGAUGGAUCUGAAUCUCUACAACAGGUCACAUACAUAGAUGAACCUCUUCAUCCAGGAGACUUGGCGGAUACAUUCUUUAUUGAAGAUGAAGCUUUAGCUUACGACAACAUUGGUCAAAUAUUCAAGGCUCUGCGCCAGGUGCUUCAAAGAACCAUGACAGGCAACGAGGUCUUGGUCAUCGAUAUUGACACCCUCGGUAUCCAAAUGACAGAGGACUCAUUCCAUACAUCUCAAGUAACCUUGCAUCAGAUCCUAGAUCUUUACCUUAGACUUUGUCGUAACGAUGGCACUACUGAGCCCGAUGCCCUUUACCUUACACUGAGCACCAAGCGUGCGUUCCCGGCUGAAAUCGCAGAUCUCAAUGACGCCGCAAUCGACGGCAAAAAGCUUUCCGAACUUCAUGCCGAAAUUCAGUCAUGGGAUGAAUAUGACGAAGCCGAACCAGGUUCUGAGGGGGAUCUUGACGCCCAUGGAGCCGAGGAACAUGAAGACGAAGCCUACUACACCACCGAGGCCCAAAAAGAGCUUUCGACCACAGAAGUGCAAACGGCUCCAGGGCCUGGAGAAGAGCAGGCGCUAGAUAGCGAACAGGCUCAGGUCCAGCCCGAAGUUGUCUCUGACGGUCAACAUGAGAUCGUGCAUGCGGAGGAUGAUAAUAGAUCUACCUCCAGUGAGCGGGGUGCCGAGGCCGCACCUGAGUCUGAAUCUCAUCCAGCCCAGCCCGGGAGCAAAGAGCCAGAUCACUCUGAUGUGUCUCGCCAGCUUGAAAGAGGCCAAGACCAAGAUCAAGGAUACAGUCAUGACCAUGGUGAUACGAACGAAGAGCACUAUGAUUCCGAGGGCCCGCAAAGUGAUUCUACUGCCACGGUGGCUGCACUGCCUGGCGCAAGCGAGGUCAAAGAGCAUACCCAGCAUGUCCCUCCGGCUGCGGACGUCGGCACAGAUCAAAACGACGAAGAGGAAUAUUACGGAGAGGACCACGAGAACGAUGAUCUGGGAAGCGAAGAAUAUUACGAGCAUGAAGAUAUCGGCUCGGUCGAUGAUUCAGAGGCUUUCCAAAAAGAUAUCACUGGCAGUGAAAAUGCUGAUGUUGAUGCUCAAGAACCAGCUGAUCAUGCGUCUGUCCUUGAUGAAGAGGACACAGAUGAGUUAGAUGCCCCGCCGACAGACGAAAUUGUCUCGGAAGUUCCUGUGCAGGAUGAUACCAACCGCCCUUCCCAUGACCAGCCGCGUGACAUCGGCUUGCAUGACGCCUCUGACAAAAAGGAGCGAACACCAGAGCCUGCAGAUGAUUUACUUGGAAUCGCUGUAGACCUGAUGCAGACUCCUCCGAGGGAUACAGAGAACGAUUCCCUUGAUCACUUUGAGGGCAUAGACUACGACGAACCUGAGGAUGAACUCGAGGCUCAUGUUUCAGCUGAUGAGGGUGCGGAUGAUCACGAGUUUGACGAUAACCAUUUUGGCGACUAUGACACCCAUUUUGAAGAAUCGGAGGCUGUAGAGCUGGUUGGAACAGACCCUUCCUUGACCGACCCCCAAACCAACCAGAUCCCGUCUGCCAAACGGUCUCGGGAAGAUGAAGACGACUGGAACCUAGUGGAAACCACUGUUGACACCAAACGUCGUCGCUCUUCGUAA
This is a messenger RNA of Penicillium concentricum, 2469 nucleotides long. RefSeq lists its product as uncharacterized. Bases 1 to 2469 code for a protein of 822 amino acids. The record is from RefSeq and is a predicted model, not a curated record. Lineage: Eukaryota; Fungi; Ascomycota; Eurotiomycetes; Eurotiales; Aspergillaceae. The transcript has 3 exons.